Messenger RNA from Symbiodinium natans, 1566 nucleotides. The record is from the annotation of a GenBank genome assembly. NCBI's taxonomy places the organism in Eukaryota, Dinophyceae, Suessiales, Symbiodiniaceae.
AUGCCCUGGUUUCGGAGGAGCUCUUUCCGGCUACCAACGCCAGCGCAAGGUCGCGAGCAUGUCGGAGAAGUUCCUCAAAACUUUCGCAGUCAGCUGGUGCAUGAGCUGAGUCACUACGAGGUCGAGAGAAAGUAUGACACUCGUCAAUUACUCGGACAAGGCUCAUAUGGGUCAGUUUAUCUCGUUUACGAGAAGUCGACGCAGCAGAAGAGGGCCUCCAAAUCCAUUACCAGGCCUGAGGGAUGGGGACGCGAACGAUUCCGCAUGGAAGGAUUGGUUAUGCAGAAUUCGGAUCAUCCGCAUAUUCUCCGAUUGUUUGAGUGGUUCGAGAACGGCGAUCAGGCGACGCUGAUUUGCCAAUUCUGCGAGGGCGGCGAGCUUUUAAGCGCCAUCCGCAAGGGCAGAGCGAGGGGCGCUGUCCUGGAGGAGUCGUGGGCUGCGCGUGCACUUCGCCAACCUUUUCAGGCGCUUGUGUACCUGCACAACAAGGGCAUUGUACACAAAGAUCUAAAAGUCGAGAAUCUUCUAUUGUUGCGGAGUAUUGUAGCCGAUGAUGGCAAUGCUUUUUGUCGGCUUCCACAUGUUGUAGUUUGCGACUUCGGCACUGCCGAAAUUUGUGUGCGAGGGCUGUCGAGCCCGUUUGUUGCGCGUGGCUCAAAGGUUGCGGGAACUCCGGCGACUAUGUCUCCAGAGUGUUUGCUGGGCAAUGUCAGUGCGAAGUCUGACAUAUGGAGCAUGGGAUGCGUCAUGUUCGAGAUGUUCGCAAAUUCCUUGCCAUUCCAUCUAUCUGGGAGUAUGGCCGAUGCCGAGAUGCAUCAGGAUGCCUGGAUCCAGUUGCACAAGCAGGGUCCGAAGUGGGAGCGUCUCCGAUGCAGCGCUUCUGCAAAAGACCUAUGCCAAAGGCUACUGAGUUUCAGGGAAGUGGGUCGACCCAGCGCAGCAGAGUGUCUCAAGCAUACCUGGAUCAAGCAGCAAAAGGGCGACCUUGGAAAAGACGAAAAACUUUUCCUACGUACAGCGCUGACCCGUUGGGCGAGCACCAGUCCAUGUGGGAAAGCGCUGUUCCUGAAGAUGGCUUCGACGUGCGCAUUUGUCGACCGCUUUGCCGAGGCUUUUUCCAAGCUUGAUUCCGAUGACAAUGGCAUGCUGGAGAGAAGUGAGGUGUUCAAUGCAGCGCAGAUGCUCGGAAUUCAAAAAGAUGCGGCGAAAAAGCUGGUUGACGCACUCGACCAAAACCGUGACGGUUCGAUCCAGUUUCUGGAAUUUUGUGCUGCCUGUCUCCUGGCCUCGACGGACGAGCUCCAGGGCUUGCUGUUGCAGGAGUUUCAGGCGCUUGGCGCUGGGGAGAAAGGUUGCCCGCGUCAAGUGGUGCACAUGUUGCUCAAGGACCUGCGACCUUUAGUUGCAGACUCCGGCGGUCACUUCCCUGAGGAGGUGAAGAAGGACAGCAUGGUGUGCCUGCAGGUCCAUAGGGUCUGUUUUGGCAUUUUAAUUGUUUGGGCCGUUGCGGAUCGGCUUGCCCCGCCCCUAUGGCACUCUGCGCAUAUCAACAUUUGUAAUGUGUAG